GGAGUCGAACAGGUCGUACAAACCAGGUACGCCACACCCAGCAAGUCCAACGGCCUGGGCCAGACGCUGCUGCUCAGAGUCGUCACGGCACUGAACUCUCCGUCAUGAUAUCCAGUAACCACCAGGAAGUAGCAUCCAGCCUAUGCACUGGACUCCAGGCACCGAAAUCCGCGCCAGCUGCAAGAAAGAAACCAUCGAUUUCAUUGCCCUCUCACUCCCUACAGCGAAAUGCACAAUUGUACAUGGCGACCGCAAACACCGGAAGCAAAAUGGACAACACCGGCGGCCUGCAACAGAUACAGCCAUCCCCAAGUCCCGGAAACGCUCCGCGCAGAGGGGGUAUCCCUGACCCUGAUACCUUGAAUUUUCCAUCCCGAGUCCAACACCAACUCCAAAGCUCACCCAGUCCAAACCCAGUCCAGUCCCAUCCGGAACAAUGGGACGGCAUCCAGUGGUGACCCUAGCGAGAAACAGACUAAA
This is a messenger RNA of Thermothielavioides terrestris NRRL 8126, 480 nucleotides long. RefSeq lists its product as uncharacterized. The record is from RefSeq and is a predicted model, not a curated record. The transcript has a single exon. The coding region runs from base 270 to 458 and encodes 62 amino acids. NCBI's taxonomy places the organism in Eukaryota, Fungi, Ascomycota, Sordariomycetes, Sordariales, Chaetomiaceae.